GGGUUUGAUCUGCUGUGAUAAUGAACUACCUACGGACUAGUUAGGUAGGUCGCCGGUCACUCAGUCGACUCUGCACACGGAUUCCCGCCCGCCAUGGCGGACAGCCAGUCAGUGGGCCCGGGCUCCACAAUAACAACGCCGUCAGCGCAGGACCCGAAACCACCCAAGUCGCAGUCGUGCGUGACCUGUCAGCGGAGAAAAGUGAAGUGCAGCAGGCAAGAACCGUGUGCUGCAUGCACCAAGAAUGGGGUGCAGUGUGUCUACCGCCCUCACCAACCGCCUCGGCGACGGAAGAGGAACAUUCCUGACGCGAGUCUGGCGGCGCGUCUAGACAGGUAUGGGAACAGCGUCGAUCCAGAGGCUUGCUCGCCCACGCGUGCAGUGCCCUCGCCGGGCCGUGGGGAGGUGGUUUCAACACCGGUGGCUUCUGUCGCCGAGCUCGCUAAUCCAAGGGGGCCUCUGUCGGCUGUUGGCACGAGCAAUCCGAGUCAUGCUGGGUCGCGGAGGUUGGUUUCCAACAAAGGAAGCUCGGUAUAUCUUGAUAGCAAUCUAUGGACGAGUGUGAGCGACGAGUUACAGGAAGCGCAAGAUGCCAUACAGGAGUCGUCUUCUGCCGAAUCUGACCAGUCCGGCCAAAACGAUAAUUCCCCGGCCGUUGGGGAUGAAUCAGGAUGGAUUUUCAGUUCGCCGGGACGCACCACGCUCAGCGCCAUCCAUCCCAACCCGGUGCAUAUAUUCAAGCUCUGGCAGACGUUUCUCGAGAACGUCAAUCCACUCAUCAAAAUUCUCCAUGCACCUGUCGUGCAGCAGCAACUCUUGGAGGCCGCGGGAGACUUACCCACAGUCAGCAAAGAGAUGGAGGCGCUGAUGUUCUCCAUUUACUGCAUUUCGGUGAUUUCCUUGAGCGAGGACGAGGUAAAGCGUUCCUAUGGCGAGUCGCGCGCCACCCUGAUCUCAAGGUACAAGCGCAGUGCUGAAACGGCCCUUCGCAACGCUGGGAUGCUCAAGACAUCGAAUAUGAUGAUGCUGCAGGCCCUCUUGCUAUAUCUGUUUUCUCUUCGUCUGCUGUCCGAUCCGCACACACUGUGGUCCUUAUGUGGCAUAGCUAUGCGCAUCGCCCAGCGCAUCGGCCUUCACAAGGACGGCUCUCAUCUCGGGCUGUCCGUCUACGAGACAGAAAUGCGGCGACGCCUCUGUCUCCAACUCGUUAUCUUCGACGCCACUGCUGGUUAUUUCUCAGGAUGCGGCUCUGCCUCCUUCAUCCCUCCUACACCCCAAACCACACUGCCCCCUCUCAACAUCAACGACAGCAACCUGGACCCGAACAUGACGGAUCCGCCACGCGAAUAUACCGGACCGACGGAGAUGGUUUUCUGCCUCGUCCGGCACGAGUUUGGCGAAUGGCUACGCAACCGCGCUGGGAUGAGCUCUGGGUUUGAUGGAGGACAUUGGGGGUUCCUUCGCUCUUCGUCCGUGCCGUUAUCGGAAAAAGAUGCGGCCAUCGACGAGCUGGAGCAAAAGUUCGAGACCAAGUACCUAAGACACUGUGAUGUCUCCAUUCCACUGCACUUCAUCACCGUGAUGAUGGCGCGGUCGGUUGUAUGCAUGAUUCGCCUCGCCGCGCACCACCCGCGACAAUACACCGGCACCAGCAUGGCCGGGGUCGGUGACAGCAAACCGGCACAACACACCCUCCAGCUAUCCGAGGCGGAGCGAGACCGCAUCUUCACCAUCUGCGUGCAAGUCGCCGAGAACUGCGACGCCGUGCAGACCAACCACGCCACCAAGAAAUACCUCUGGCACGUUGACUACAACAUCCAGUGGGACGCCCUGAUCUACAUGCUAUCCGAGCUGCGCGGGCGUCGCGUCGAAGGAGCCGAGGUCGCGCGUGCCUGGGCCCUGAUUAACAGCAUCUGCGGCCGACACUACCGCCAGAUGGGCCCGCGCGCGCGUCGCAGCACUCUGCACGUUGCCAUCCGCAGCCUCAUCAUCAAGGCCUGGAAAGGCCACGUCGUUACGUGUCAGCAGAGGGGGAUCCCCUCGCAGCCGUGUCCUGAGCUAGUCGCGCCAUGGCUGCAGCUGGGCGUGGGGGAGCCACAGACAGUCGCAGCUGCUCCUCCGCCACUGUCUGUGCCGUUGCAUCAGCAAGAAGCCCCAAGCAGCAGGGUUUUAUAUCAUGCAGAGAACACACAACAGCCCCUCGACGGCGAAAGCUCUCUCGCGGGGAACACCAAUGGCACAAGUCCACCGCUGCAAUCUUCCAUCACGGCAUUCCAGCAGCAAGGCCCUGUGACUGGAAUUGGGGUCGGCACCGGCGCAGAAGAGCUGGACUUUGCGGCCAUAGGCGGAGUGCCGACGCUGGACGUCAGCCCCAUGAACUGGGAGCAGUGGGACGACCUGCUCCAGCAAUUCCAACAGGAGUGUUGGAAUGAGAACCCGCUCUUGAGCCAGCCAUAGUUGGAUAAGGCAGGGGAUAGGUAAUUUGAUUCGGUCGGCAAGCGCUAUAUGGGCGAAUUAUAGCAUGUGGCACCGCUAAAACUCUGGCAGAGGUGGAUUUAUAGCAUCACCAGGCACGGCCUGCUUUUUAUAGGUCUUCUUACACUAUGUUUGUAUAUGUACAUACCCGUAAUAGCUAUCUGGGAUUUGCC
This is a messenger RNA of Aspergillus steynii IBT 23096, 2648 nucleotides long. RefSeq lists its product as uncharacterized. Gene Ontology annotation, molecular function: DNA binding; DNA-binding transcription factor activity, RNA polymerase II-specific; zinc ion binding. The transcript is spliced from 4 exons. The record is from RefSeq and is a predicted model, not a curated record. The coding region runs from base 94 to 2457 and encodes 787 amino acids. Lineage: Eukaryota; Fungi; Ascomycota; Eurotiomycetes; Eurotiales; Aspergillaceae. Gene Ontology annotation, biological process: regulation of DNA-templated transcription; DNA-templated transcription.